Acyrthosiphon pisum (pea aphid) is the source of this 753-nucleotide messenger RNA. Its product is annotated as protein ALP1-like. NCBI's taxonomy places the organism in Eukaryota, Metazoa, Arthropoda, Insecta, Hemiptera, Aphididae. The transcript has a single exon. Bases 1 to 753 code for a protein of 250 amino acids. The record is from RefSeq and is a predicted model, not a curated record.
AUGCCAGAGCCUUCAACAGAAAGAUGGGUUGAAAUUGCAAAUACUUUUUAUGAUAAGACUAAUUUUCCAAACUGCUUAGGGGCAAUAGAUGGUAAGCAUAUUCGAUGUAAAGGUCCAAACAAUUCAGGCUCAUUAUACUUCAACUACAAAAAGUACUUUUCGAUUGUGUUGAUGGCGAUUGCUGAUGCCAACUUAUGUUUCAUUGCAAUUGAUUUUGGUGCCUAUGGGAAAGAGGGUGAUUCAAAUGUAUUUAAAGAGAGUUGUUUUGGAAAAAAACUUUAUUCAAAUCAACUCAAACUACCAGAAUUAGCAAAUUUACCAAACACAAAUGAACAUCCUCAGCCUUUUGUAUUUAUCGGAGACGAGGCAUUCGCCUUACAUUCGAACUUAUUAAGACCAUACCCAGGACGUGGUCUUAAUGAUACUAAACGGGUAUUCAACUAUAGGCUAUCAAGGGCAAGAAGGACGGUAGAAUGUACCUUUGGUGUUCUGGCUAAUAAAUGGCGUGUCUUACAUACACCAAUACAAUUUGAGCCUGAUUUUGUGGACGAAAUAAUUAAAUCGUGUUGUGUUCUACACAACUUUGUUCGAAGAAGGGAUGGCUUCAAUAACGAAGAUACAGAGACCAAUAUGUUGGAUGAUAUUGAAGUUCGUGGUACUGGUGCUCGUACUCAAGGUACAGAAGUUAGAGACUACUUCGCAAAAUAUUUCAUGGGACCUGGAUCUGUGCCAUUCCAAUUUCAAAAAAUUUAA